Phialemonium atrogriseum is the source of this 1637-nucleotide messenger RNA. RefSeq names its product putative chaperone protein. The transcript is spliced from 3 exons. Gene Ontology annotation, molecular function: histone binding; nucleosome binding. Lineage: Eukaryota; Fungi; Ascomycota; Sordariomycetes; Cephalothecales; Cephalothecaceae. The record is from RefSeq and is a predicted model, not a curated record. Bases 70 to 1473 code for a protein of 467 amino acids.
GAGCAUUGCAAUUCCACCCACGUCCAUCUCAGCGAGUGGAAUUGGACCAAUUUCUGUUGAUCACAGGUUAUGCCUCCAAUCCUUAAUACCCAGAGGCUCAACCUCGUCUUCCAAGCCCGUCCUGACAUCCUCUCGGGCAUUCAGAAAGCUGCAGAUUCCCCGGCGAGAAUAAACCUGUUCAACGACAUCGCAAGCUUCGUGUACGACCAACUGUCCACUCCCUCCACCGACGAGCCCCUCGCGAAGCGACGCAAAGUCGAUCCCAGCGAGGAGAAUGGCCUCUCGACACCACGGUCCCUGAAUGGAGCCCCAGCCGCUGCGGGAUCCUCGGAGCGCUCAGCAGCCACGGAACCUGUCCUUCUAGAAAUAAAAGACAUUUCGGUAACAGUGCCUCAGCGCAAGAAAUACAACCUGUGCUUCACCGAGAAUUUUCUCUACGCGAGGACCAGCGCGUCUGCAGUUCCUGUGCAAGGCACUGUGUACGCCUGGAGAGACAUUGAGCAUGCCUUCUAUCUCCCGAUUCCGGAGAAGUCCCAGAUCCAGCACAACUACCUGCUGUUCCCCCGCGGAUCUUCCCUCCCCUCGAAGACGACAAACACCAUCGACACCGAGCCACUCGUAUUUUCCGUCCCCUCCUCCGCCCCCAAGCCGGGAAGCAUAUCCGGCCCGUCGGCAAAUGCCGCGAGUGCCGUCUCGGAUAGCCACAGCAGCCUGUUCCACUGGGCCCUGACGACAUGCCUGCGGUCGGCGGGCAACAGGGAUUGCCAGCUGGUGGCCUCCGACCCCAAGAUUUUCCACAGCGCCACCAAGCCGGCGUAUCGGCCAAACGAGAAGGCCGUGUACGUCAAGGCCUUCCGCGGCAGCAAGGACGGCUACCUGUUCUUCUUGCCGACCGGCAUCCUCUGGGGCUUCAAGAAGCCCCUGCUAUUCCUGCCGCUGGACAGGAUCGUCGCCGUGAGCUACACCAGCGUGUUGCAGCGGACGUUCAACAUGGUGGUCGAGGUGGAGGCCGCCGACGGAGGUGAUAACGAGGAGGUCGAGUUCGCCAUGGUCGACCAGGAGGAUUACCAAAACAUUGACGAGACGUACGUGAAGCGACACGGGCUGCAGGACCGGAGCAUGGCGGAGCAGAGGAAAGCGAGGCGCGAGUUGGCGGAGAACGCGAAAGACGGGAAGAAGAAGGACGAUGGCGCCGCGGAUGGGGCGGCGAACGGGGACGUUGCAGAGGGCGAUGACGGGUUGACGGAGCUGGAGAGGGCAAGGUUGGAGGCCGAGCGGCAGCUGCAGGAUGAUGAGGACGAGAGCGAGGAAGACUAUGACCCCGGCAGCGAGGGCGAGAGCGAGGGCUCGGGUGAUUCAAGCGAUGAGGACGACAACGACGGAGGCGAUGGUGAAGGAUACGAUGAUGAGGAGGAGGAGGAGGAGGACGACGACGACGACGAAGAAGCUGAGGCCUUCGACGUUGCCGGCUGAACGAGCGAGGCUGGCGAAGAUGGAUGCAUGGCUAUUCCGCCUCCGGCUGGGUCUGUGGCAGGUCCGCAGGGAGGGGGAUGUUACUUUUUAUGGGGAACGGUAGACGCCACUUGUUUGCUGGGUCGAGUUUCCUUUCAACUUUUUUUUUUUUUUUUUUUUGGGGG